Molecule: messenger RNA, 2053 nt
Organism: Brachypodium distachyon (stiff brome)
Lineage: Eukaryota; Viridiplantae; Streptophyta; Magnoliopsida; Poales; Poaceae
Product: aspartyl protease 25-like
Exons: 1
Coding region: 236-1717 (493 amino acids)
Cellular component (GO): extracellular region
Source: RefSeq, a predicted model, not a curated record
UAUAUACUAAUAUCUAAAUGCAUACACGAUCCAGAGGAUUUGAUGUGCCUUAGAAUCUUGUUCUUUCUUUAUUUGCGUUUUUGUAAAAAUAGGAGUCAUACUGUACACUGUAAGCCUGUAACAAUAACCACAUACAGAGAACUGGUAGUAGGGAUGCAUGAUAAAUGUUUUAUUUUCUGUCUGAAAUAAUAAAUGUGCUCUUUAUAUUGAAGUCAUUAGUUCCUGCCUUCCUGCUAUGCCAAGGACAUUAAAUUUUUGGGCCAACAGAAAUUAUUGUAGCUCACAAAAGAAAGGUAUCCAUUACCAGGAUUGCCAAAUCCUUCAGAACAACAUCAUGUCAAUUAAUGACAGUCAUAUCCAAAAAGAAUAUUUGUACAAGAACACCCAAUAUAUAUGUAGAUGCCAAGCCCAUGAAAGAAUAAGAAGCAAAGGAAUCACCAGUAUGUGCUUGAGUUCCGAAGCCACCAUGUUUAAGUUAUUUGCAGUUCUUCUCCCAGUGCUCUUCUUGAGCUUUGCCAUGGCAUGGGCACAGCCAGGGAACGUGACCGGCCUGAGCUUCCAGAUUGUCGCCCUUAGCAGAGCCCCUGACGAGCAUGCCAACAAUUUAUCUUCCUUUGCCACCGACGACAUGCGCCUGCCGAUCUUGACGUCCGCCCGGUUUGUCUACGGCGUGUUCGUGUCGAUCGGCACGGGGCAAGGCUUCAAGCUACAGGUCCUCGGGCUCGACACCAGCACCAGCAUGUCGUGGGUGAUGUGCGAGCCAUGCCAGCCGUCGCUGCCACAGGCCGGCCACCUCUUCUCGCCGGCCGCGUCGCCCACGUUCCAUGGUGUCCACAGCAAUGACCCUGUCUGCACGGCGCCGUAUCGCCCCACGGCAAAUGGCUGCUCCUUCCGCUUCCCGUUCGCCAGCGGGUACCUCUCUCGCGACACCUUCCACCUGCGCAACGGCGGGUUGUCGGGCGGCGCACCCAUCGAGUCCGUCCCCGGCAUCAUGUUUGGCUGUGCGCACUCCGUCGCCGGGUUCCACAACGACGGUACCCUCGGCGGGGUGCUCUCCCUAAGCCAUCUGCGGCUCUCGCUGCUGACGCAGCUCAGCGCACGUGCCGGCGGGAGGUUCUCCUACUGCCUCCCCAAGCCCACCCAGGGCAACCCCCAUGGCUUCCUCCGGCUCGGCGCCGACGUCCUGCCGCCGCUGCCGCACUCCCACAUGACCGCCCUCACCGUGCGCUCCGGAUCAGCCCCAGACUACUACCUUAGCCUCGUUGGCAUCACCCUGGCAGAAAAGCGCCUCCGCAUCGACCCGCGUGUCUUCGCCGCGGGCCGCGGCGGCUGCAGCAUCAACCCAGCAGCGACCAUCACCGCGAUCAUGGAGCCGGCGUACCUCGUCGUGGAGAGAGCGCUAGUGGCAUACAUGAAGGAGCUGGGGUCGGAUCGUGUGAAGAAGGGGCCGCCGGGUGGCGGCGCCCUCUUCUUCGACCGGAUGUACAAGUCGGUGCAGGCGCGGCUCCCCAGCAUGGCGUUCCACUUCAAGGACGGCGCCGAGCUGUGGUUCACGCCGGAGCAGCUGUUCGAGGUGCACGGCAUGGUGGCAUGGUUCAUGAUGGUGGGCAAGGGGUACCGCCGGACGGUGAUCGGCGCCCCGCAGCAGGUGAACACUCGGUUCACGUUUGACGUCGCCGCCGGGAGGCUGUCCUUUGCGUCGGAGCUGUGCGGCUAGCAAGCCGAGACGCGCCAGCCUAACUGCCUAAGCUUUACCCUUCUACUCUGGUAGUAUUAGACAAACAAUAAAAAGGUGCAUUUGGACUUUAGCCAGCCUAACAAUCUUUUGAAUAUUUGGAUUCUGAAUAAUGGAUGAGAAGAAAGAUAUACUGAUCUGCAAAUGGCUCCCACUGAUCAAUGAGGAAUGUAUGGAGCACAGUACAACUGUACAAGUAGAUGAUCUGUGAUUCAGACUUCAAAUGAAGCACACUAGAAACAACAACGAAUUCAAAUAGAAAUGCAAUGGCAUGCUUUCUUCAUAUAACUUGACACUUGUGUCAUAUACUGCUAUGCU